AGUAGCCGCACGGCGAUCCCGCUUCAGCCCUUUCAGUGCGGGGGUCAUUAAUAAAGACGCAACGCGUUCCGUCGAAGGCCAUCGAGGUUGUCGAUCAAGGCGGGACCCGGCGAAGAUCUUUGGCGAGCCUGGCGGUGGAAGGCGAGAAGGCAGAGAGCCGAGCGAAGGAAGUGGUGGGAGGGGCGCGUUGUCAGGCAGUUCUGCUGCAGCAGCAGCCGAGGAGAAAGUAACUUUGCAAAGGCGAGGCAUGGCCGCAGUAAGAAACCCGGGGAUGGUCCGUCUCUGCGGCCCGGCGCGCCGGGUUUGAGUCUCUCCCCGAUUUGCAAAGCGGGCGAUAGCAGGCGGCUCCCCAAAGGAAAAGGGACGGCCGCGGCACAACAGCACGGCUGCCCCCCUCCGUAAAGCGCAGCCUUUUUCCGCGCGUCGGCGGAUCCGGUGGGGAGCGGAGACGCUCCGCUCGAGCGGCGAAAGGGAGCUCCGAGCGCGGGAGGCGCAGCGCCGUCGAGGAGCUUCGCCCCCCGCCGCCCCCCCUUUUUUUGCAACCUUUGCUGGCGAGGGACGUCCGGCUCGGGCUGGGUGUGCGAGUCGUUCCGUCAAGCGAGCGCAGCAAAGGCUUCCGCCUCUCGGGAGUUCGGUCCGACGCCAGCACAAGGCAGGGAAGGGAGCGCCGAGGAGCGCUUCCAGCCGCUCCGGGAGAAGGCACGAUGGAGAGCGCGCACAGCCAGACCGCCGAAGAAGUCCUGCGGCGUUUCGGGGUGCGGGAGAGUUGCGGGCUCAGCGCCGAGCAGGUCCGACGGCAGCGGGAGAAGUACGGCGCCAACGAACUUCCAGCUGAAGAAGGAAAAUCACUUCUGGAGCUAAUACUGGAGCAGUUUGAAGAUCUCCUAGUACGCAUCCUUCUCUUGGCUGCUUUUGUUUCCUUUAUUCUGGCCUGGUUUGAGGAAGGAGAUGAAACCACCACAGCCUUUGUGGAGCCUGUUGUGAUCAUUAUGAUCCUCAUAGCUAAUGCAGUGGUAGGAGUCUGGCAGGAGAGGAAUGCUGAGAGUGCAAUUGAGGCACUAAAAGAAUAUGAACCAGAAAUGGGAAAGGUGAUCAGAGCAGACAGGAACGGAGUGCAGCGGAUCCGAGCUCGAGACAUUGUCCCAGGAGAUAUUGUGGAGGUAGCAGUUGGUGACAAAGUGCCUGCUGACAUCCGAAUCAUUGAGAUCAAGUCCACAACGCUGAGGGUAGAUCAAUCCAUUCUUACAGGCGAAUCUGUCUCUGUCAUUAAACAUACUGAUCCAAUUCCAGACCCAAGGGCUGUUAACCAAGAUAAAAAGAACAUGCUUUUUUCUGGAACCAACAUCGCUGCGGGCAAAGCUGUUGGUGUUGUCAUUGCCACUGGAGUGUACACAGAGAUUGGGAAAAUCAGGAAUCAGAUGGUGGCCACGGAGCCCGAGAAGACCCCUCUGCAACAGAAGCUGGAUGAAUUCAGCCAGCAGCUUUCCAAGGUCAUCUCCCUUGUCUGUAUUGCAGUCUGGGUCAUCAACAUCAGCCACUUCAGCGACCCCGUGCAUGGCGGCUCCUGGUUUCGUGGUGCCAUUUACUAUUUCAAGAUUGCUGUGGCUUUGGCAGUGGCUGCCAUCCCUGAAGGACUUCCUGCAGUUAUCACCACUUGCCUGGCAUUGGGCACCCGCCGGAUGGCCAAGAAGAAUGCCAUUGUAAGGAGCCUCCCCUCUGUGGAAACCCUGGGAUGCACUUCAGUCAUUUGCUCUGACAAGACAGGCACCCUGACAACCAACCAGAUGUCCGUCUGCAGGAUGUUCAUUGUGGAGAAGACUGAGGACACUCACUGCAGCUUGCACGAGUUCACUAUCACUGGAUCCACCUACACCCCUGAGGGACAAAUCUUAAAGAAUGAUCACCCUGUUAAUUGUGGAGAAUUUGAUGGCCUAGUAGAACUUGCAACCAUUUGUGCCCUUUGCAAUGAUUCCUCGCUGGAUUAUAAUGAGUCCAAGAAAGUUUAUGAAAAAGUGGGCGAAGCAACAGAAACAGCCUUGAUCUGCCUUGUAGAGAAGAUGAAUGUUUUCAAUACAGACACCAGCAGUUUUUCCAAAGUAGAAAGAGCCAGUGCCUGCAAUACAGUAAUCAAAAAGCUGAUGAAGAAGGAAUGCACCCUUGAAUUUUCCCGCGACCGCAAGUCCAUGUCUGUGUAUUGCACACCUGUGGCCUCCAGUCACAAUUCCUCGAGCGCCAAGCUCUUUGUCAAGGGCGCUCCAGAAAGUGUCAUUGAGCGCUGCAGUUACGUUCGUGUUGGCAGAAACCAAGUCCCUUUGACUUCUUCCAUCAAAGAGAAGAUCCUCUCCAGGAUCCGGGAAUGGGGUACCGGCAUCGACACUUUACGCUGUCUCGCCUUGGCCACAAGAGACCAUCCACCUCGGAAAGAGGACAUGCAUCUAGAUGACUCCAGCCAGUUCAUUAACUAUGAAACUAAGUUGACCUUUGUUGGCUGCGUGGGAAUGCUGGACCCUCCUCGGAAGGAAGUGGUGUCAUCUAUCGAAAUGUGCAAGAAAGCGGGCAUCCGUGUCAUCAUGAUCACUGGAGACAACAAAGGGACAGCCGUGGCUAUCUGCCGGAGGAUUGGGAUCUUCUCAGAGAGUGAGAAGGUGGCCGACAAAGCAUACACAGGCCGAGAAUUUGACGAUCUCUCACCAGACGCCCAAAGCAAUGCCUGCCGUUCAGCUCGAUGCUUUGCCCGGGUAGAGCCUGCCCAUAAGUCCAAGAUAGUUGAAUACUUACAGUCAUUUAAUGAAAUCACAGCCAUGACUGGUGACGGAGUGAACGAUGCCCCUGCUUUGAAGAAAGCUGAAAUUGGUAUCGCAAUGGGCUCUGGAACAGCGGUGGCCAAAUCAGCUGCAGAGAUGGUUUUGUCAGAUGAUAAUUUUUCUACCAUUGUGGCUGCUGUGGAGGAGGGCAGAGCUAUCUACAACAACAUGAAGCAGUUCAUCCGCUACCUCAUUUCUUCUAAUGUUGGAGAAGUUGUGUGCAUCUUCUUGACGGCCAUCCUGGGCCUUCCUGAAGCUUUGAUCCCAGUCCAGUUGCUUUGGGUGAAUUUGGUGACUGAUGGACUGCCGGCUACAGCCCUUGGCUUUAACCCUCCUGACCUUGACAUCAUGGAUAAAUUGCCCCGGAAUCCUAGGGAACCUCUCAUUAGUGGAUGGUUAUUCUUCCGCUACCUUGCAAUUGGAGUUUAUGUUGGGUUUGCAACUGUAGGUGCAGCUACUUGGUGGUUCUUGUACGAUGCUGAAGGACCUCAAGUUACUUUUCACCAACUGAGGAACUUCAUGAGAUGCACAGAAGACAACCCCAUCUUCGAAGGCAUUGACUGUGAAAUCUUCGAAUCCCGUUAUCCAACCACCAUGGCACUCUCUGUGCUGGUGACAAUUGAGAUGUGCAACGCACUCAACAGUGUGUCUGAAAACCAGUCGCUGCUCAGGAUGCCUCCCUGGCUGAACAUCUGGCUCCUGGGAGCCAUUGUCAUGUCUAUGGCUCUGCAUUUCCUGAUUCUGUACGUGAAGCCAUUGCCUCUGAUCUUUCAGGUGAUCCCACUUAGCUGGCCUCAAUGGGGAAAAGUACUGCAAAUCUCUUUGCCGGUUAUCAUGCUGGAUGAAGGCUUGAAGUAUCUCUCCCGUAAUCAUUUAGAUGGCAAAGAAAGCAAGAAAUGACCAGCACAAAAGAAACUCCACUUCUCCGCAAAAUGAAUCGUAAACUCUUACCUGGGACUGAAGAAAUUGCAUGCUUGAACAUUUCCAAAAGACAUCAAGGAAUAUGCAUGUUUUUGAAGUCUCGGACUUAAUGCGGGUGAAUUGUCAAAAGAAA
Pseudonaja textilis is the source of this 3858-nucleotide messenger RNA. It is a transcript of the gene ATP2A3, whose product is annotated as ATPase sarcoplasmic/endoplasmic reticulum Ca2+ transporting 3. Gene Ontology annotation, biological process: calcium ion transport. NCBI's taxonomy places the organism in Eukaryota, Metazoa, Chordata, Lepidosauria, Squamata, Elapidae. Gene Ontology annotation, cellular component: membrane. Gene Ontology annotation, molecular function: P-type calcium transporter activity; ATP binding; ATP hydrolysis activity. The record is from RefSeq and is a predicted model, not a curated record.